AUCAUUGAUAGAAUCUAGCAACUUAGAAAUUGAAACCCAUAUAGUACCUCUUAGCAAGCAUGGCAACAAAGAUAUUUGCCCUCCUUGCACUCCUUGCUCUCUCUGUGAGUGCUACCACCGCGGUAAUUAUUCCGCAGUACUCACUAGCCGCCUCCGCUGCCACUAUUCCACAGUACCUCUCACCUAUCGCAGCCGUCGGAUAUGAGCACCCGAUUGUGCAGUCCAACAGGCUUCAGCAUGCACUUGCUGCUAGCAUCCUACAAUCACAGGCCAUUGUCCUACAACAACAGUCUGCCUUACUGCAGCAGCAAUCUUUGGCCCAUCUGACAGUACAGAGCACCAUGGCACAACAACAACAACGCGUUCUUUCACCGUUCAGCCAGCUAGCCCGGCAGAACCCUGCCGCCUACUUGCAGCAACAGAUGUUGCUCCCAUUCAACCAACUAGCCGCCGUGAACUCCGCUGCUUACUCACAGCAGCAACUGCUUCCAUUCAACCAACUAGCUGUUGCGAACUCUGUCGCCUUCUCGCAGCAGCUGUUCAACCCAUUUGCUGUGGCUCAACCCGCCGCCUUCUGGCAGCAACAGCAGCUAGUCAACCAACUGGCUUUGACGAGUUCUGCAGCCUUCUUCCAGCGACCCAUCGUUGGUUCUACCAUCUUCUGAAUUCCAUAUGAGUUGUACUUCUAUAAUAACAUUUUCAUGCCGACUUGUGUAACUCCUCGGAAAUAAAGUAAUAAUUGAGACUCUAAACUCC
Panicum virgatum (switchgrass) is the source of this 756-nucleotide messenger RNA. Its product is annotated as zein-alpha PMS1-like. The record is from RefSeq and is a predicted model, not a curated record. Lineage: Eukaryota; Viridiplantae; Streptophyta; Magnoliopsida; Poales; Poaceae. Gene Ontology annotation, molecular function: nutrient reservoir activity. The coding region runs from base 60 to 665 and encodes 201 amino acids. The transcript has a single exon.